Acaulospora colombiana is the source of this 1629-nucleotide messenger RNA. The record is from the annotation of a GenBank genome assembly. NCBI's taxonomy places the organism in Eukaryota, Fungi, Glomeromycota, Glomeromycetes, Diversisporales, Acaulosporaceae.
AUGGUGAAAUACGUGAGACCUAAAGAAACCUACGAUUUUAUUAUUGUAGGAGCUGGUUCCGCUGGAUGUAUUCUGGCCAGAGAGCUCAUAUAUAAUAUACCGAAUAUUAACAUUUUAAUACUGGAAGCAGGCCCACCGGAUGCUCAAAUAAAUGAUAGGAUUAGUGUUCCAUUUGCUCAUUCUAGCCUAUGGAGAACUAGUGAAGUUGAUUGGUCAUUUUACACCCAACGUCAAGUGAUGCCUGGUUCAUUAGAUCCGACCAAAACGUUGGUAAACCAAUCUUUAAUGUAUCCGCGAGGAAAGGCGACUGAGAAUAAUAAUAGAAAGGAUUCUGAUGACGAAUUCAAGAAGUAUCAUGGAUUCGAUGGCUUGAUAAGAGUACAUGAUCAUGGAGACAAGAUAUUUGAUGUAAUGAAAGAAGUGAAAGUUGCAGCAAAAAAUUACGGUAUUCCCGAAAAUAAGGACUAUAAUGGAGCAAAACAGAAUGGGAUAGCCACUUAUCAGGCAGCGAUAAAAAAUGGCAAGAGAUGUUCUGUGGUAGAUGGUUAUCUCACCGAAGCGUUGAGCAAAGUUGAGGUCGUGAAAUCUGACAAGGGUUCCAACGACGAGUCACCAUUCGACAUCUGUAAGAUUUCUGCGGUCAAUGUGAAGUCUCAUUCACAUGUGUUAAACGUAAUUUGGGAAGGAUCGGAUGGAAAUGUAGCUAAGGGUGUCAGAUAUUUUUAUGAUGGUGCUGUUCAUGAGGCGUAUAUCGCGCCGAAGGGUGAAGUCAUUCUUAGUGCAGGAGCAAUCAAUAGCAUAGGCCCGAGGAAUGAUUUGACAAAGAGCAACAUUAUGGUUCGCAAAGAAUUGCCGGUCGGGAAAAAUCUCUGGGAUCACCCACUGGGAAUGAUUACGGUUAAGAUAGGUGUGCCCAAUUCCACCUUGAAAUCGUGCAUACAUCAUUGGUCUAACGGGCCCGAAAUAGCAAUAUUUCAUAAAGCCAAUAGCGAAGGAAGAAUACCCACGAAAGACGAAUUAUCAAAUGAACGCCCGGAUAUACAAAUUACAUGUGCCCCGAUUAUAUUUGACACGGCGAUACUUAACCCACCAGACGGAAGCCAACCAUUCACCGGAGAAGGAAUAACGUUUUCGCCGGUACUUAACUUGCCCGCCAGUGUUGGAUGGUUGGAACUUGCAAGUCAAAAUCCAUUCGAGCAACCGAAAAUUUUCCUCAAUUACUUUGAUAAGUCGGACGAUAUGUACAGGAUGAUAAGUUCAUUUAAGAUGUGCCUUGAAAUUAUAAAAAAUCCGCCGCUGUCAACUGUUUGGAAUGCGCAGGAUAUCGGAAUCACAGAUGAAUUCGGACAGUGGGCCAGCGAUGGGGUUAAUAUGACGGAUGAUGAUUGGGAAAGGUACAUCCGUGAGAAGCAUUUCACCUCAUUCCACCCUUGCGGGACCGUGAAGAUGGCACCGGAGGAAAGGGGUGGUGUGGUAGAUCACAGACUUCGAGUUUACGGAACCAGAAAUCUUCGAGUCGUAGAUGCUUCAAUAUUCCCAAAUAUCCCUGCGGCAAAUACUUUUGCGCCAGUUUGUAUGACGGCAUGGAGGGCCUCGAGAUUGAUUGAGGAGGAUUAUAAGAGGAAAUGA